Perca flavescens (yellow perch) is the source of this 3911-nucleotide messenger RNA. RefSeq names its product niban apoptosis regulator 1a (gene niban1a). Lineage: Eukaryota; Metazoa; Chordata; Actinopteri; Perciformes; Percidae. The record is from RefSeq and is a predicted model, not a curated record.
AGGAGGGCGUGUCCCUCCCUCCUCCUCCUCCUCCUCCUCUCUCUCUCUCUCUCUCCUCCUUCCCUCAGCUGUAGAUCGAUGUGACUGUAUGUUUGUACCUGAGGACUGAACCCUUCACCUGUGGAUCCUCUCCCGGCAGCAGCAGCAUCAUGGGCAACUCCGCGUCCAGUCUGCUGGAUGAAACCAGAUCCAACUCCAUCAAAGGCCAGGCCGAGGCCGUGCUGAAGGAGUUCAGUCCCUACUACAGGAAGCAGUUCUCGUUGGCUCGGUUCUCUCAGGUGGAAGAUGAUCUGGAGCAUCGCAAAGAGAAGAUCACGCAGCUGCUCCAGCAGAGGGAGGCUCCCGAGGAGGCCUUGGUGCUGUAUGAGGACCUCGUCCUGUACUUCGACGACAGCAGGAAGUGGCGUGAGCGGUACGUGGUGGUGAGAGCCAAUCACAGCCUGGAGUUACACGACAGCCUGGAGGCCUUCGUCAAAGGAAGUCAGCCCCGCCUGAAGCUGCUUCCUACGGGGGGCACCGUCCUGACCUCCGAGGACGACUACAUGGCCCUGGUGGACCAGAGCUUCCCCGACGACACCAAUGUGAAGGAGGACUUUGGUCCUCCUCUGGCGGGCAUGCCGGGACAGUUCCCCGUCUACCUGCGUCUGCCCUACAGGACGGACUCGUACUUCUGCUUCAGACAGCAGGACCGACAAGCCGUCUUCCUCUCCAUCCUGUCGGACUGCAUCCGACACCAGAACCAAGACUUCCUGAAGAAGAAGACGUGUGAAGUGCAGGCCUUCCUCAAAGCCAUCCAGCUCUACCGACAGGACCGAGACCAGUACGAGGCCUGGGGCAUGCUCAUAGGAAGUGAUGUCCGGGUGAUGGCCAACGAGGUGAUGGAGCAGCUGCUGCCGUCUCUUGAGGUGGACCUGCUGCCUCGCCUCAAAGCCAAGAAGACGGAGAAGAGGAGAGUCUGGUUCGCUACGGUGGAGGCUGCGUACGUCCUGGUCCAGGAGUGUCUGCUGGAGGGACUCUCGGCGCUGAAGGAGGAAUGUCGAACGUCGGUCCGGCAGCAGGAGGUGCUCAUCCACUCCGAAAUGGACCACAUCCUCAGCUCCAGACGGCAGCUGGAGGAAAAAGUCCGAGCCAAAGUGUGGGCGCCGGCGGAGCGGCUGUGCUGCGACGUGCAGCCUUACCUGGGCUCGGUGCUGGAGGAGCUGAUGGAGCCGGUCAGCUCGGGUUUCCAGGAGGGACGGCAGCUCAGCGAACGCACGAUGGACCAGCUGUGUCAGGACGUCCCGCUGCUGGAAGACAACGAGAGACUGAAGGAGGCUCUCGCUGACAUGGCGAGACCAGACCUGCUCAGUUGCUACCAGAAGAUCGGCUCUCUGCAGGAGAAACUGCAGCAGCUGCAGCAGAGGUUCGGGGUCUCCAACAUCACGGGGGUGAUCCACAGCGCUCAGAUCGACCUGCAGCAGCUGACCGAGAACGCAGCGUACACGUUUGAGCAGCUGCUCCAAAAAGCCGUCGAGGACAACCUGGACGACCCCGGCUCGGCCAUCGAGAAGGCCAAACACCGAGUGCUGAAGCAAUAUGAUUACGACAGCAGCACGGUGAGGAAGAGGAUCUCCAGGGAGGCUCUUGUCCUCAUCACUCUCCCCUUCAUCAAGAAGAACCUGGCCCCCACCUGCAAAACUGUGUUCAUCAACAUCGAGAACGUUUAUGAGAGCGUCCUCCUGCAAUCCCUGGACAGAGAGGUCACCAAAGUGGUGAAGGAGGCGGCGAGCCUGAAGAAGUACAACCUGUUCACGGACAGCAGAGACCUGCUGAGUCAGUCCAGCCGCUCCAGCGUCUCGUCCACGCCGGGCAGCCCCGCCAUGGCGCUCGCCUCCCCCUCUAAAACCUCCUCUGAGCCCCGGUCCAGGUCUCCUCUCGCGCCCAACGGUCAGCCGUCCGGUCCCCCGAAGGACGAGCUGACGGGGGCGGAGAACGGUGACGAGACAGUCUUUGAGACACCUCUGCAGAAGGUCGAAGAAAUAUUGGUAGCUCUGAGCGUCUCUAAACUGCCAGAAGUCGACCAAACUGCCUCCGUUGCACUCGAGACUCCGGCGUUCGCAGAUUCGACCAACCAGAGCCAGCCGCAGGAAGUGAACGUAGAAACCGCCGCAGAGGAAGCGAUCUCUGUCGUGACGGCAGCUGAGCCUCCGAUGCAGAGCGCAGACCCUCCAAAAGGGAGAAGAAUCACUUUGUCAGAAGCGCCCAGCGUUGUAGAAAGCAUAAAGACGGACGUAGAAGCGUCAGCGGCACAGAUAGAAGCGCCCGUACCGAGUCCUGGUGCCGCUAAGGAACCGGUGAGCUCUUCAGCAGGAGGCUCCGGGGCCCAAACUGCAUCCAGCAGUGACGAGGAGGCUCCCUCUGGUGGUCAAACGCCCGCGCUCCCACCUGCAGACGUCGGCGUAGACCCGAGUCUUCAGGAGGCAGAACCGGCGCACGUCUCGGGCCCAAACUCCCUGGAUGUGUCCGUAGGAAGCGAGUCCGCCCCGUCGGAUGUGGAGUCCCUGGAGGGAGUGAAAACGACGCGGAGCAGCGAGGAGGACAAAGUCUCGACGACCUCUGACGUCUUGGAGGACGACGCCGACGUCAGUAAAUCACCGGAGAGCUCCGACGAUGCAGCCGAGGAUGAGCCCGCGAGAGCCGAGCCGUCUCCUCGGGUCCAGACAGAAGCUGCGAGUGCCGGAGACACGGAGGCGAGCGCCGAGCCUGAAGCGCCGCCCGACUGCAUCAAGCAGAUCCGAGACCUGGUGACGGAGGUGAUCGAGGUGGAGGAGCUGGUGCAGCGCUACCCCGACGGCAUUCCCAAAGCCUCGGAGGAGGAAUGAAGCAUCACUGUUCCUUUCAGCAAGACGAAGGGACACGACUGCAGAGAGGACGGGAGCCACGAGCCGUCCUGGAGUCAGAAACAUUUGUUGAAACGAAGGCACUCCGUCCUGAGAAGGAUUCCCAAAAGCUUCCAUGAACUUUUAAAAACAAACAUAUGCAUGAAAACUAUGGUGAAUUAUUUAUACUGUCAUUUACACAAAUCAAUAUGUCAGCAGUGUCGGUGUCAUUCAGUGAUUUUUGUUUUCAACACUAAAACUAUUUCAGCACCAAAAUGUUUUUACAAAGAUUGUGAAGGAGUUUCUGGAAAUUUGCAUUUAACCGUAGAAAGCUUGUGCAUUUAUUUUUGAAGGAAUAGUUUUUAGACAUUUUAGAAAAUACUCUUAUUUGCUUUCUUUCUGAGAGUAGGAUGUAAAGAUGGGUAUCAGUCUGUAUGUGAGAUGGAGUCAGGACGUGGUUAGCUUAGCUUAGCAUAAAGCCUGGAGUCAGGAUGUGCUUAGCUUAGCUUAGUAUAAAGCCUGGAUCUUUCCAAAGUAAAAUACACCUACUGACACCUCAAAAAUUAGUUAAUUAAUCAUCCUAAUUAACGUUAAAAUAACGUAACUAGCAGAACAGAAUUGUAAAAAUGCAGAGUUUUAAAACACAUCCCGUUGGAACUAUUUUCUCGGCUAAACCGCAGAUACAACACAAAUAAAAGUCCUAAGUUAGACAUUUUACUUUAGUAAAAGUAAAACAAGUAUUACCAGCUUAAAGGAUCAACAGUAAAAGUAAUCAUUCUGCAAUAUUUCUCUCUUCAGUGUGACCGUGUCAUCAUAUUUUAUUUUAAACCGAUCACGUUUUACAAGUAAAUUCCAAAUCUGAAAUGUAACAACUAUAGGUGUCAGAUGAACAUAGUGGAGUAAAAAACAACAUUUCCCUUUUAAGAUGGGAAGUAGAAGUAUGAAGUUGCAGGAAAUGGAAAUACUUGUAAAUUACAAGUACCAUAUUUUUCGGACUAUAAGUCGCUCCGGAGUAUAAGUCGCAUCAGUCAAAAAAUGUGUCAUGAAGAGGAA